CCGAAGGGUGCAGAUCUCGCGCGCGUGGUAAUUUCGUUCUGCCCUUUUUUAUUAUAUCCUCUUUACCCCUCUACAUACCGAUAAUAUAAUGUUAGAGUUGCAAUAAAAUCUACUUUAGAAAGUGUUUGAACAAUGUAAAAGUACCAGAACAUUAAUUCUGAAUUUUAUAUAAAACAAAAAUUCAAUUUAGUUUUGUGCGAUACCAUUUGAGCGAGAAGUCUAUUGGUUUAUUGUCAUGACGUCAUGAGACCGAUUAUCAAUCGUCGAUUUUGGAUAUUGCUGAGUUGGUACAUUUCGAUACAAUGCAUAUUCGGCAUCUUAGGAGAAAGUCACCAAACAAACAGAGGCCAAAAACAUCAAAUCAACCGUCACAGAGCUGACUAUAUAAACACACGUGUGCCAUCAUCAAUAAAAAGUGGCAUCCACGACAAACGAGAAAUGUUCGCUAAUGAGAAUAUCAAUAAAAUCCCUUCGAAUCACGUAAAAUUUUCGCGACGCAUUGAUCGCAAUCCUCUAACUACUAACUUUAUUAACACAAACAAGAAUGUAGCAAAUUUAGUGUCUUAUCGAAGAAAAUUAGAAAAAUUUGAAAAUGAUAACACCGAAGGAGGUGGAGAUAAAGAAUUUUAUGCCGACGAUAUUGCACAGCGUAAAAGCAAUGUCCGCCAUAUAACGAUGCAUCAUCGACAUAGAAGGGCUUCCCCGCAGAACAAUACUGAGGACCAUGCAAAACCAGCAAUUUUAUCGACAACCCCAUUGCCGCCGCCACCAGCAUCAACUGCUCCACCAUCGCCCCCAAUCCACACAAUUAAUGCAAUAGUAGAUUUAAAUCAAAAUAGUUCAAGUGACAAAACAUUUUACGAAAAGAGCGAACUCAGUGACGCAUUAAAUGCAAUAGAAAAUCAAAAUUCUAAUUCAAACGAGCAGAUUAUUAUACUGUCGAAUACGGACGAGUUGGAUAGCAACGGUGAUAGUUCGGUGCAUGAUAGUAGUAGUGAUUUGAAGGAAGUUGAUUCGUUCAUGUUAAGUGAUGAACCGCGAGUGUUACCGCUUCGACCAAUUAUUAGCGGACCCUAUGAUGAUGAACAUCAAGGUGAAAUGUCGGUGGUGUAUGCCGAGCCGCAUACAGAAGUGAGGCUAAAUUGCGACGUUGAUUUGGACGUUGCUUCAACGGUUUGGAUGAAAGAUGGACAAAUGGUUCAUACAACCGACAGAAAUUCCCGGCCGACUGAUAAUCGUUUUAUAAGAGAAGUGAGGGGUGGCUUAACCAUUACAAAUGCAAUGCUGGAGGACGAUGGUAAAUGGCAAUGUGAGGCUGAAAACGCCAAGGGAUACAUUGAAAAUGCUAGACCAGUUAAAUUAGUAAUAUUAGACCGUCCGAAGGCACCAUAUUUGCUUAUUGACUCACGUCGGUUGGAUGCUGGCAAUAUAUUUGUACCUGUAAAGGAAAAUUCCGAAUUGAGUUUGGCAUGUAUAAGUGAGGGCGGAAAUCCCAAGCCAACUUUAACAUGGGAGGUUCUACUAAGUCCUGGUGUUGAUCGGCAUUCGCAGAAAGUAGCUGCUGAAGUUUUAGAAUUACAGGAAGUUCGAAAUGAUAAGCUAUCGGAAAAAGAUUCCUAUAAAGUCGGUAGUGGUGGUGCAAAAAGUGAAGCGAAAAUGCCAGCAGUGUAUAGGGCACACCAUAAUGCAAGAAUAUUAUGUGUAAUGGAACAUCCGACACUGAAGAUGAGACAAAAUGCAUCACUUUUACUUGACGUUCAAUAUACACCAUCGUUUGCUAUUUCCCGUACUCCUGGCUUUGGGUAUCCUUUGAGAGAAGGUAUCGAAGUGUCUUUGAAAUGUGAUGUCGAUUCAAAUCCACCCAGCACACCUUUAUGGCAGAAGGAUGAAGGCGAUACACCAGUUCCACAAAAUGGUGAUGGUUUCCUGAAUUUCACGUCAAUACGACGAGAACACAGUGGAUGGUAUAAAUGCACUUCACGUCAUUUAAAUUUUCAAUAUUCGAGCAUUGGAUAUUAUUUGAGUGUGAGAUACGAUUCCGUUGAUGUAACAUCGGAACCAUUGGAUCAGGACGUUUCGGUUGCAGCUUCACACAAUCCGAAUAAGAGACCGCAGUUGGAAGUGCAGUUGGGCGGGGCAGUGACGCUUCAAUGUCCACAAGGAUCGUUGGGUUGCUGGUCGCAUUUGGAUCCGGUCAGUGCUCGUUUGCGUGGUCUUGGCGCUGGCCUAACAACGCCAACUGGGCAAUUUUCAUUGAAAGAUGUGGUGUAUCAAGACGCUGGUAUUUACAAGUGUAUUGGCCAAUCCGUUUCCAAUAAAAAGAAACUGGAAAUUGUGCAUACGGUAGCGGUUCAAGUGAAAGGAGCACCAACAGUCGCAACGCGAAAUCAUACACCGGUAGCGUAUCCCGGUUCACCGUUGCAUUUGUCGGUGGAGUUUUGUGCCAAUCCGCCGGCAUUUGCGGCACGAUGGCUUCAUGGCGAUCGGAUAUAUACGCCCGGAAAUCAGUACGGCAUCGAUGUACUCGCUUAUGGAGUAAUUGAUCUGCCAACGCCAUACUGCAAAGAGGCUCGUCUCACCUAUGUCCACAUGCAUGAACGAGUGCCACGUACAUUCUAUUUCGUUGUAUCGUCACCGGCUGGUGUAGCAGAAACAAUAUUCCAAGUAAAUUUCACAUUAAAACACAAAGGUAUGUCAAAUUCAAUAGAUGAGGACGAGGAAGAAUUGAGCGAACCAGAAGAAAUCCAUUUUCCUGUUUUCGGAAAGAGUUCGUCAUCUUCACAUAACUGUAAAAUUGUUCUAAUAUUAAUGUACUUGAUAUGUGUCAUCAUGACUGUGUUGUAGAGAAAAUGUUUUUUAGAAUUUGUUUUCGUUUCAUAAAACAUUUUUUUGGUUUUUUAAAACAUUUUUCUUUUCCUUUUUUAUUAUUGUAAUCCUCUUAAAACGAGGAGAGGUGCGUUUUUAAUGAUUAGGCAGAACCGGCAGAAGAAGAAUUACACAUAAUUCGCAAAUGAAAUUACUAAUUUUUUAUAUAAAAAUUUACAUGACAAAAAAAAAGCUCAACAGAGAAAAAACUACUAAACUUAAUCCAUUUGUUAAAUGUAAGCACAAAAUAUAAAAAAUAAAAAAAAAGACGUGAAAUGAGACAAGAUAAAAGUGAAGAAAAAAAAAUAAAAAAUUUUGUUUAAAGCGUUUCGGUGGUGGUAUGAAACAUGUCUCAGCUCUAUUUUUUAUUCUUCUUUGUCUUUAUAACAAAAAAAAUGAUUUUUCCUGAGGCACGUUUCACGUCCCAGAAAUAUAUGAACGCGCUAGAUAUUAUAUGAAGUUCCAAACUUAUGAACAUAAUUUUUAGCUGUAUAUUUUAUGGUAUAUUACGUAUUUUAUAGUAUUAUCAAAACGAGACAAAUUUCUGAAAUCCGGAUAUUAAUACUCUCGUACUUAUGCAAUUGUUAAUUUUGCAAAAAUUGAAAAAUGAAAAAGACAACAAGAAGAACAAUGAUACUGCGAUAGAAAAUUUUGAUUUUAAUUUGUUUUUUAACAAAAAAAAAAAUUCAUUUAAGUUAACGAAUUAAAAAUAAUAAAAAAAGAAGAAGAAGAAUAAAGUAAAUCUAGUAAAACGUACAUAAAAUGGUGCUAAAUAAAAAAAAAACUUUAAAUAAAAAAGAUAUAAGAGGUAUAAGCCCCAAGCUGCAUUAAAAAUGUGUUUAAAAAAAAUAGCGAAGAUGAACCCCUUCCGCGUUCACAUAAAAUUACAACAGUGAAAAAAAACCUUUUCAACUCUAUAACAAUUCCUCCUACUUAAUAUUCAUCAACUUUUUAAAGUUUAUUAUUGGACUCGACGAAAUAAUUUUCCUAGGAUACCUCAGAAUAUAAAUAAUCCACAAAAAUUUAACAUAAUUUUACAUGACACAACGUUUAAUUACGGAGAAUUUAAAUUUCAAAUGAUUAAAAGUUUUCCUACCCAUUUUUCAGAUGGUAUAGCCCUUCGACGACCGCUUUUUUCACCCAUUCAUCCUAUAUAUACACUUCGUGUGUGCUACUUCUCUUUCACUCUCUAUAUAUAUCUCUCUCUCCCUGUCGUCUCAGUUAAUUUGUGUUCCAACUAUAAUUCAUUAAACGUGAAAAUGUUCUGACUUUUGUCGGAACUAAACAUUAUUUUAAAAUAUUUUCGUUUUAAAACACAAUUUUAAUCGUAUCGUCCGUAUCUCGUGCAUCUCGUGGAUGGAUGGACGAAUGAAUUUACUUAACAUUUCAGAUGCAUAAAAUAUGAGCGUUUGGUGCAAUAAGAAAAACAUGCGGAAACAUUUUAUAACGUCAGUUUGUUUUUACAUCUGCUGUAGUGAAUCUGCCAGUUUGAGGGGUUGUUGCACCGCAGACCCAGAAAAUGGAGUGACAAUAAAAAGCAGUUUCAGGUCACCCGUUUCUUUGUGCUGUCAGAGCUUUUGAAGAUAUGUGACUGUUGGGAUCAAAAGUCGGUCUACUUCGUCUGUCAAAGUGACGUUUCAAACGUCAAACUGAAAUAAAUAUGUGAAGUCGUAGUGAAAUUGUGGAUUUUUCACUAAUAUAAUUGUGAAGAAAUGAACAAUUUUUGGACCAAUUUGCAUAUUUACUUUUGUUUGACGUUUAAAACGUCACUUUGACAAAUGAAAUAGAUCGACUUUUGAUCACAACUGUCGUUUAAUAUAUGCAGAGAUUAUGCUCGGAAAAACAUUUUCCGAGUUUUUCCAAAACAUUUCCCACUUUUUCCUAACAUUUUCCCAUGUUUUUCCAAAAAUAACUUUCGGGAAAAUAUUGAAAUUUUGAGGUUAAUGUUUCACGAUAUCGAAUACACUUGCCCCUCAUGUGAAAAGUAUGACUAUGAGUAACUAUAAUGUUUUAUGUUGAAAUUUGCAAACAUGCCAGUCACUAUACUGACUUCCCUUCUGAUUAAUAUCUUCAUCUGCCAUCUCCGUGUCCGUGCAGUCAAAUUCUAGUUUCUUAUUUAAAUAAAACACGACCGAACAAACGAGUCUACAUAUUUGAUGGUACGGAAAGAGAAUUCUAUCGACGUGAAAUAAUUGAAAUCUGUAAGAAGUUUCAAAUUUUAAGGGAAAAUUUACUAAUUUGAAAUAGUUGCUUCAUCACCAUGCAUUAUAUAAAACAUCCAGUCUUGACAAUUUAAUCUCUUUCUCUCUGAUAAACUGCGUUAUUCGCAUACACACAGAAAUAUAUUUAUUCGUAAAUAAUCACCGCUGAUGAGCUCCUGGUUUUGUUCACUUAAUUUGUAUUCAAUGUACGUAGACAUUUAAAUUUUCUUUCGUUAGAUAAAUGGUGUACUUACACCAACGAUGGUAUCGCGUAAGUAAGAAGGAGAAAAGAACGAAUAGAAACGACAGAAUAAAUGGUCCAAUAAUGAGCUUCAUAUCACUCACUAUCUCUUCAAAAUUCAUGGCAAUACUCAUACACUUAAAUACAGAAAAGAAAAUCCUAUUCAUGGUUAAAGCCUAGCUGAUUAGAUCAUCCAAAGAAUCUUACGAGGCUACAUUUGUGAAUUGUUCGCAAUUUCGUUUCAGUUUCAUUUAAAAUUUAAGUCGCAGGAAAAGAAAUUUGCGUAAAUGCGAUAAGCCGGAAAGGGAUAAUGCAAACACUUGAACAAAGCUUUCGAGUGAAUGUCGAUCAUUUUAUUACAAAAUCGUUUUUUGGUCAAUUAGUCAGAAUUCAGAAUUAAAAUCUGAUCUGUUGCAUUUGACAUCAUUUCACAUCGAAUGCAAUUAACGAUGCCCAUUUUAAGCAAAAUAUUAUUUAAAAUAACAUUUUGCUGUAGAGCUUUCAUAGGACGAACAAUUAAAUAAAAAUUUCGCUUCAGUCUUUGCUCUCUUUUUUCCUCGAUUUUUUUACAUCAAAAUUCAAUGCAAUGAAAAUUGAACAAAAGAGGUCAUAAUCUCUCGUUGGAAUAAAUCCUGCAACGAAUUGAAAAUGAAAAAAGAAAAUCAAAUCUGGUAAAUGGACGAAUGAACUGACAUAUAUACACACACACAUAUCCAACACGAUGAACUGGUAAAAGUGGAAAUCAUUAAGUAAAUUAAAUUCUGAAUGCAAACAUCUCCAUCUCUCUCUAUCGCUUUCCUCAUGUGUUCUCUUUGAAAAAUUGUGUGGCACAGGGAAAACAUAAUAUGUGAAGUAGUAGAUCAAUAUUAUGACACACAUACAUCCAUAUACUAAUGUGCACCGACAGAAACUGACAACACAACCGGAGAGUUGAGUGAUUCAAUAACAAGCCCGAUUGUCACCCAUAUUUGUUUGAAAUUUGUUGACUGAUGCCCUUUUCUAUUCGCAUCGUCAUUCCAAAUUCAAAGAUUCUCUAAUGCACUCCAAUGAUUAAUGAAAAUCCGUAUUAAGACGAACAGAAGAACAGCAGACGAGGUGAAUUUUUAAAAAGGGGAGAAAGCAUUUUCCUUGACGAAACAGUUCGUGUGUAUACAUGCGAAUGGGCUUGAUAAAUGAAUAGGAAACGGAUUUUGUGUUUUGUGUAUGGUAUAAUUGCCUUCAUCGAAAUUGGUUCUGUUCAACGCUUUGGUAAACUUUUUUUUUAUUUCUUUCUCAAUUUUAAAACUCUAUUCUCGUGCACCCAUUCAUCGCUUUGUAUCAUUAGUGUUUUUGGUUUGAGAAGAAGACGAAGUUUUUUUUUGAAAUAUAUUUUUUCGAGAACCUAGUUGCCAAAUUUAUACUAAUUUUCCACAUUUAUAAUAUUCCUUUAGAUGAAAUCAAAAUGUACAUAAAAUACUACAUUAUAAUACAUUACAUCAUACAUGGGCCUACAUAUGAAUAAUAAAAGAAAAAUUAAAAAAUUUUGUAAAUCACCAAAACUAAACGACCACUUUCAUCGUCUCCGUUGAAUGACAAAGAAACAAAGGGUUUUUUUUAAGAAAAACCUAUCCCCGAUUCGGACGUAUUUUCGAGUGAACUUAUUUUCUUGAGGCUUGAACGGUAUUGAAGCCAAGAAGCCGAAAUGCAUUUCUGAAAGAAUCAAUCUCCAAUAGCCGUUAAAAAUCCAGAGAACUCUAAUAUUUGCACAGCUGAGUAUGAUGAGGUAAAGUAAUGCAAAAUCUCGCGAGCGUUUCAGUGUUUUAGUGCUUCCAAACCUUGUAAAUCAUGUGAGCAAAAUGCCAGCUACCUCAAAGAUUGAAACAAUGAUAACAAUAAAAUCGUUUUUUGAGGAAUGUGAGGGUUUCUAGCAGGAGUAGGGAGCGAGUUCUGAAUUCGAAUUCGCUAUAAAAUAAACUUUACCAUAGAUAAGAAGCCACAUUUUAACGAACACCUGUCGACAAGCAGCGACAAAGUACAGCCAUUGUUAAAGAAUUUCGAGAAUUUAAAGUCUUACAUGCGACUGGUUUUCUACCACUGACUGUUUCGAUCUGAAAGAUGAUAAUAUCAUCUUUCGAUGCUUUGCAUUUAAUAAUGCUGUUCAAAAAUACCACACCUCAUCUGGCAAUUGCCAUUGCUACAGUGGCAAUGAAGUGCAUGAGAAAGUCUAGCGAAUAAUAUGAAAGUAAAUAUUCAUAUAAUUUCACACUAUACCUGUCAACACUCAUGGAUGUCUGUGGUAAACAUUCAAAAAAUUUUCAGAAUUCUUAAAAACUCCCUAAAUUUUUAUAAUUCCUUUAUGAUUCUGGAAUAUUCUGAAAUUCCCGAUAAUUCUCAAAAUGUCUUCAAAAUUCAAUACGAACAUUCACUAGAGUGGAGGUAAAAAUUAUUGAAAUUCGUUUCGGCUUCUAAAGUUCCUUACCCUUCUAAGCAUAAUUAGUCCCCUGGAAAAUGUGUCCGAUGAGUCCUUCAAAACAAUUUUUAAAAAAUUACAAAAAUUAAGUUCCAUUGAAGAAGUAAAACAAAAGCAAAAAACAAUGAAAAUAAAUGAUUCGAUUAAUAGAAUGCAAUUAAAACAUCAUUUUAAUUCAAAGCAUUUGACAACAACACAACAAAACUGACAACAACCGGUAAGUUUAAUUGAAAAGAACACCAAUUAUUUUUAAAUUGAACAAAAAGAAAUUAACAAAAAAAAGAAUAAACACAAAAAAAGUAUAAAAAACAAAAUAAUAUUUACUUAAAAUAUAAAUAUAUUUACAUGUAAUGAUGAUGAUGACGAUGAUGAUGAUAUAAAAAAAAACAACAAACAAAAUUGCAUUAUGCGUUCAUCAUAAAAAAACAAUUUUUUAAUUGUAAUUUGAAUGUAUGAAUGGUGUACUUAUAAUUCUAUAAUAACAAACAAAACAAAAAAAAGUAAAAAAAUAAAAAUAAUAUGUUGCCUAGCCGUGUAUAAAAAAUAAAAUAACAAAAAAAGGAAAAAAUUUAAAAAAAAAAUGAAAUUAAUGUGAAAAUUUACAAUUUUUGUCGAAUUUAAAAUGAUUUAAAGAUGUAGGUGGUCAGACGAAUAAAUUUAUUAAAUUAAAAACCAUUUUUCGGUGGAAACAUGAUCAUAAAUUACUUCUAUAAUAUGGGACACAAAAGGCAGGCAAUGAACAAUAGGUUCAUAAAUACCCCCGUGUCUGAUGUUACGUUAUCUGUAUGUAAACUGGUCUCCCUGUCGCUCCAACUGUGUGUGUGUGUGUGUAUGUGCCAAUUUAUAUAUAUGAAAUAGUGUUGAGAACGGGACAUUGAUUUAUAAUUUACCGGGAGGGUGGAUUGUGGUGAAUUAGAGCGGCAUUUUUGGUGUACGUGUAAUAAUUUCUGCAUUGUAAAAUACACAAAAAAAAAAUAUUAUUUUGAAUUUCCAUAUAGGCCAAUGAAUAUUCUAUUUUUUGCUCUGUAUAUCCUCCGGUUCAUAUUAAAUUGUACAUAUACAAAUCAACGUUAUUGAAAUGCUGUGGAAUCAUAUCUGACUUUAUCGGUCGAUUUGACUAAUUCACUUCGGACAGAAUGUUGUACGGAUGCCAGCAUUGGUUUAAUAUUUUAAUUUUAGCAUAACAAUGUUGACCAGAUCGGAAAAGCAACGAUGAUUAAGACAAACGUUCCAUAUAUACAGUAUUAUGGUGUGUUGUGUGGUAGUAUUACGCUUUUCGUAAUACAUUUAUUUAUUAAUUCACUUAUUAUCAAUACUGCAUGACGCGAUAAGAAGGAUAUCAGCCACUAUUAACAACUACAUUCAAAUUCCUCAUAUUUCGAUAGUCUUAAUUUCAAAUGAUUUUUUAUUUUAUUACACAAACUGGCAAACAUCGAUACCAUUUCUGAACUUACAGUUGAAUUGGUUUUGAGUUUGUCGAGCAAAUAUUUUGAUGUAGCAUACUGUGGCAUUUUGUUGAUUGAUUUUGUGUAUGUUUGAUUCCUGGAAAAGAAAUGAAAACAGUAUUUAACAGCAAAUAUAUUACUGUGGAAUCGAUUGAAUGCUUCUUGGGAAAAUACAGAAGACUUUUCAAUGAUGCUUUUGUGCUUUGAAUAUCUACAGUCGCAAUUUAAUGGCGCAAAAUUCAAACUUCAAAAAUCAUUGCCUCACAUUAAACUCAUAUUUCAUCUUUGUUCUACUACCAACGGUUCAAUUUAACAAUCGACACAUUCACCUUCAAUUUACCGUAAUAACUUCUCUUGGUCUUGAUUUCGUUUCAGUGUCAUAGAAACAUACCCACAACCACAAUGUAAUCCGGUAGUUUUGUUAACGUUUGUUACCGAAUCAAUUAACAUUUCAUAAAACAUAUCCAAUUUGUGUAAGUCUUUGAGGAAUCAUUUCUACAAUUAAUUUACAUGCUCACAUAGCGCUCCAAAGGAACCAAUUUGAAUGACCAAAUUGUCAAACACAUUUAGUGUGUUUCCCGAAGAAAUUUAUGAUCAUAACCAUGCAAAAUACAAUUAAAUGUAAAUUCUUAAUGAUAGAAAUUGUAAAAAAAAAAACAAAAUAUUUGGGGAGACGUUUUGAAAUGAUGAUAUAUUUUGUGAGAAAUAGGUACGAAGGAUGUAAGAAACGGUGAGAAAUAAGUGAAACAUUUUAUCUAAUAGGUGAGAUGUGCAGGAAGUCUUCUUAAUUUGGAAUCAAAGUGUCGUUAACGUUUUACUAAGUAAUCAGCCAAAGUUAUACUUUAAACGUGUUUCCUUCCAAGUGGCAAAAAACUGAUUAAGAAAACAUUGAAAAAAGUUUAUCAAAAUUGGUUAAAGAUUUGAUACUCUUACUCGAUUGGAGCUUAGAACCGAAUGAGUCUGUGGGCUAAAUGAAGCGGUUAAUGGCUCUGAGAAAAUAGAACGAGCGACCAUGAGCUUAAGGUCCAAUUG
Molecule: messenger RNA, 10233 nt
Organism: Bradysia coprophila
Lineage: Eukaryota; Metazoa; Arthropoda; Insecta; Diptera; Sciaridae
Gene: tei
Product: irregular chiasm C-roughest protein teiresias
Biological process (GO): cell-cell adhesion
Cellular component (GO): plasma membrane; cell-cell junction
Molecular function (GO): cell adhesion molecule binding
Source: RefSeq, a predicted model, not a curated record